UAUUGCAAAUAAUGUCGAGGAGUGAUUGUUGAGUCAUGGGGUCAGAGUCUGUGAAGGUGGUGGUGAGGUGUAGGCCGCUGAAUGACAGGGAGAAGGCUCUCUGCUCUAACAUGGUGCUGUCCAUGGACCUGCACCGCUGCCAGUGCUUCAUAGAGAAGCCAGGUGUAGUGGAUGAGCCACCGAAGCAGUUCACCUUUGAUGGGACUUACUUCAUGGAUCAAACCACUGAGCAGAUGUACAACGAGAUUGCCUAUCCUUUGGUUGAGGGUGUCACUGAGGGAUACAAUGGCACAAUUUUUGCCUAUGGUCAAACUGGAAGUGGGAAAUCUUUCACCAUGCAGGGGGUGGUGGAUCCUGCAGCCCAGAGGGGAGUCAUUCCACGUGCAUUUGAACACAUAUUUGAGAGUAUUCAGUGUGCAGAAAACACAAAAUUCCUGGUGAGGGCAUCCUACCUUGAGAUUUACAAUGAAGAAAUCCGAGACCUUUUGGGAAGUGACACCAAACAGAGAUUGGAGCUGAAGGAGCAUCCAGAGCGUGGGGUGUAUGUGCGGGAUCUCUCCAUGCACACUGUGCACAGUGUGGGGGAGUGUGAGAAGAUCGUAGAGCAAGGCUGGAGGAACCGGGCAGUGGGCUACACGCUGAUGAACAAAGACUCCUCCCGCUCACACUCCAUCUUCUCCAUCCACCUGGAGAUCUGCAGCACUGAUGCAGCAGGCCAGGAUCAUCUACGAGCUGGAAAGCUGAACCUUGUCGACCUGGCAGGAAGUGAGCGCCAGUCUAAAACCGGUGCUACUGGUGAGAGACUCCGCGAGGCCACCAAGAUCAACCUCUCCCUCUCGGCCCUGGGUAACGUCAUCUCUGCGCUGGUGGACGGACGCUCCAAAUACAUCCCCUACCGGGACUCCAAGCUGACCCGGCUGCUGCAGGACUCUCUGGGAGGAAACACGCGCACCCUGAUGAUCGCCUGUCUGUCGCCCGCAGACAACAACUACGAGGAAAGCCUGAGCACACUGCGCUACGCUAACCGUGCAAAGAGCAUCCAGAACAGGCCGCGGAUCAAUGAGGACCCCAAGGAUGCUCUGCUGCGAGAGUAUCAGGAGGAGAUCAGGAAGCUGAGGGCCCUCGUCUCAGGCCAGCUAGGCACUGCUAACCUUGCAUCUCUUCUGGCUGCUCAGUCUUCUGAGAAACCCUCAGCAGUUCCUUCAAAGCCACAGUCCAGCACCCCAGAAGCAGAGAAGGACAAGAUUAAAGAGGAGUACGAAGAGAGGCUGGCCAAGUUGCAGGCUGAGUACAAUGCAGAACAGGAAUCCAAGGCCAAGCUGCAGGAGGACAUCACUGCCCUGCGCUUCUCUUAUGAAUCCAAGCUGUGCAACCUGGAGAAGAACGCAGCCAGCAGGGGGAGCUCUGUUCUAAAGGAUGGAAAAUCACCAGCCCCCAAGAAGGAACAAUCAUCUGUGAGCUCUAGUUCUAUAACACAAGUGGCUGACGAGGAGCUCGGCCAAAACACUGACUCACUGGGUCCCAGUGUCCAUGUAGAGACUUCCAUUACUGAGCAGGAUGUACCGUGUGCAGCAGUCGGUGUCCAAAAAUGUCUGGACGGGGACGUGCUCGUCGACUCCCCUGACGUCACUUCUGCAGGGCCUCUGGACCAGAAACACGCCCUGGAGAGACUGCAUCAGCUGGAGCAGGAGGUGGUCGGAGGCGAGCAGGCCAGGAACAAGGAGCUCCAGCAGAGACAGCGUCAGAGGAAGAACCUGGCCGACCAGAGGAAAGUCAGUCUUAUCCACGCUCUGUCAGAGAACAGUGAGGAGAGCGAAAAUGUGCUGCUGAACGUCUACAACUCCAUCCAGGAGGAGGUCCACGCAAAAAGCCAAAUGCUGGUCAAGGUCCAGGGGAAGCUGAAAGCAGCCAAACUGGAGAUACGUGACCUGCAGGCAGAGUUCGAGGUGGAGAGGAACGACUACCUUGCAACCAUCCGGCGUCUGGAGAGGGAGGGUCAGUUACUGCACAGCCUGCUGGAGCGAACGGUGCCCCUGGUGCGUCGAGACUGCAACUACAGCAACUUGGACCGCUUGAAGAAAGAAGCUGUCUGGGACGAGGACGGCACCACCUGGAGGCUGCCAGAUGUGAUGGUGCAGAAAACAUCCCUGCCUUCAGCAGUGGCUCCGAAACCUUCAGCAUGCAGAGGUUCAGCUGCGGAUUCUGGAGAGCCACUUAUGGUGGAGGAGGACAGAUAUAAGGAAAUGCUGAACCGUAGUGCAAGUGAAAACAUCGCCAGCAGCUACUUCAAGUCAAAGAGAGCGAGCCAACUGCUUGGAGUUGAAACCAAGGUUCACGCCGUCCGCUCUCCUCCAUUGGUUAAUGGGGCGGCCCACCUCACUGUGAGUGGUUCCACUACGAACCCACCUGUAAGCUCUGACUCCGUGUUUCCACGCCCUUUCCGCCUUGAGUCGUUGACAGCCCAGGGGUCCAUCGGUAAGGGGAAGCGCAAGAAGAGCAAAUCUCACAUCUACAGUGAGGGGAUUUAGUAAACAGACUGUAAAUUCCCAUUCCCACACACUCUUUACUCAUCUCAUUGUUGUCCAUUGACUCAAAGUUUUUAUACCCUUCUGUUGAACACAAAAUGCUAACGGUAAGUUAUUCAACUUCAGGCUUUCUUUCGCCAUAUAUGAAAACACUAUGAACCUUUUGUCGGACAUUAUGUUUUUUGUUUUUCAAUGCUUAUUUUCAAAAGAAUACUACCUACAGUAUAAAACUACCUUCAUUUUUGCACUGUCCCUAUGAUUCCUGCACUGUGAGACUCAAAGUCCAGCUACUCUAAUAUUUCACUUCUAAUGUAUUUCACUGCUGCUUAAUGUAAAUCACUAUUUAACCAGUUCUGUUUUUGACAUCUGCUAAAUUAAAAAGAUCAAAUUGA
Labrus bergylta (ballan wrasse) is the source of this 2917-nucleotide messenger RNA. Lineage: Eukaryota; Metazoa; Chordata; Actinopteri; Labriformes; Labridae. The record is from RefSeq and is a predicted model, not a curated record.